AUGAAAAUUUCCCUUCUAGAUAUCCUGAAGGCUUUACUUACAUCUAUCAAGCCCAGAUCCGUGAACGCUCUCGAUCGCCUUUCCAAACCAUUCAAAUGCCCAGGAUCUGCAACCCCUACUCGAGCUUCGGAAAAGCCAGCAAGAAAGAGACGCAAGGUCAACUAUGCAGACGCAGAUGGCAGUGUCGAGGAUGGAGCAGAGAAGGCAUACACAAAUGACGAUCGACUCGCAUUGGCGACCCGAGAAGUGAACAAAUUCCCAGUGUUCAAACCCAAGGACAAAGAUACCGCCUUCAGGCAGAGGUUUCAGAUCCCGUUGCUUAACAAGGACACGGGCGAAUACAAUGCUGGACGAGCUGCUCCUACUUUGGGUAUGCGACAAGGUGCAACCUUUGUCGCUAAGCCACUGCAUGACCCCAGCGGAGAGUUUGCAAUUGUGUUAUAUGACCCAACGGUUGAUGAUGUCCCCGAAGAGCCGAAGCCUAAAGACUCGGAAGCACCCAAGGAACCGGGUGAGGCCAAAUUGGAUGAGCCAUUGGUACAUAAAAGUUUAGCAGAUAUUUUGGGCAUCAAAAAGAAGGUGGAAGGGAGGCCAAAGGUGCCUGUUGUUAUUGACCCGAGGUUGGCGAAGAUUCUCCGACCACAUCAAGUGGAGGGAGUUAAGUUUUUGUAUCGAUGUACGACAGGCCUGAUUGAUAAGAACGCCAAUGGUUGCAUCAUGGCAGAUGGCAUGGGAUUAGGAAAGACGUUGCAAUGCAUCUCAUUGAUGUGGACAUUACUCAAACAGGAUCCGGAGGCGGGAAGAACAACCAUUCAGAAAUGUGUUAUUGCCUGCCCAUCAAGUUUGGUCGGCAACUGGGCGAACGAGUUAACCAAAUGGCUGGGCAAAGAUGCUACCACCCCCUUUGCCAUUGAUGGAAAGGCCUCCAAGGCUGAACUUACUCAGCAGAUCAAGCAGUGGGCAAUUGCAUCAGGUAGAAGUGUUGUUAGACCUGUACUUAUUGUGUCCUACGAAACGCUUCGCAUGUAUGUCGAUGCUCUCAAGGACACGCCGAUCGGAUUGCUUCUGUGUGACGAGGGCCAUCGACUCAAGAAUAAGGAGAGUUUGACAUGGAUGGCUCUGAACAGCCUUAACGUCAACCGGCGUGUUAUUCUUUCUGGAACGCCUAUCCAGAACGACCUGUCGGAAUACUUUGCUUUGCUUCACUUUGCCAAUCCCAACCUGCUGGGCUCGCAGGCUGAGUUCCGCAAGAGAUUUGAACUCCCUAUUCUCCGAGGCCGAGAUGCCGCCGGCACAGAAGAAAACCGGAAGCUGGGCGAUGAACGCCUACGGGAGCUUUCGGGAAUCGUGAACAAAUUCAUCAUCCGACGAACAAACGACAUUCUAUCGAAAUAUUUGCCUGUCAAGUACGAACACGUAGUGUUCUGUAACAUGUCACAGUUCCAAUUGGAUCUCUACAACCACUUCAUUCAGAGCCCCGAUAUCCGAAGUCUGUUACGAGGAAAAGGUAGUCAGCCUUUGAAGGCUAUCGGCAUUUUGAAGAAGCUUUGCAAUCACCCGGAUCUUCUGAAUUUGGCAGAAGAUCUUCCAGGAUGUGAAUACACAUUCCCCGAAGACUUUACACCCCCCGAGGCCCGUGGUCGAGACAGAGACAUCAAGAGCUGGUACUCUGGAAAAAUGAUGGUACUCGAUCGCAUGCUUGCACGAAUCCGUCAAGACACCAAUGAUAAGAUCGUUCUCAUCAGCAAUUACACCCAGACUCUUGAUCUGUUCGAGAGGCUUUGCAGAUCUCGUGCUUAUGGCUGUCUGCGGCUGGAUGGAACAAUGAACAUCAAGAAGCGAACGAAGCUGGUGGACAAGUUCAACGACCCGAACGGCGAAGAGUUUAUCUUCCUUCUCAGCAGUAAGGCUGGUGGAUGUGGUCUCAACCUCAUUGGUGCCAACCGGCUUGUCCUGUUCGAUCCUGAUUGGAAUCCGGCUGCCGAUCAACAAGCGCUGGCUCGUGUCUGGCGUGAUGGCCAAAAGAAAGACUGCUUCGUUUAUCGAUUCAUUGCCACGGGAUCAAUCGAGGAGAAGAUUUUCCAGCGUCAAUCACACAAGCAGUCACUCUCAUCCUGCGUCGUCGAUUCAGCAGAAGACGUGGAGCGCCACUUCUCUCUUGAGUCGCUCCGAGAGUUGUUCCAGUUCAAGCCCGAGACUCGCAGCGAUACACAUGACACAUUCAAGUGUAAGCGCUGCCGCGAGGACGGCACACAAUUUGUCAAGGCCCCUGCCAUGCUCUACGGUGAUACAAGCUCUUGGAACCAUUUUGUCAAUAAUGGAGAGAAGGGCCUGCUGGCUAAGAUCCAGGAUCUGCUUAUUCGACAGGAAACCAGCGAAAAGGAUGUCUCGGCGGUGUUCCAGUACAUUAGUCAUUGA
Messenger RNA from Penicillium daleae, 2418 nucleotides. Its product is annotated as DNA-dependent ATPase RAD54. Gene Ontology annotation, molecular function: ATP binding; hydrolase activity, acting on acid anhydrides; ATP-dependent chromatin remodeler activity. The record is from RefSeq and is a predicted model, not a curated record. The transcript is spliced from 4 exons. Bases 1 to 2418 code for a protein of 805 amino acids. Gene Ontology annotation, biological process: reciprocal meiotic recombination; double-strand break repair via synthesis-dependent strand annealing. NCBI's taxonomy places the organism in Eukaryota, Fungi, Ascomycota, Eurotiomycetes, Eurotiales, Aspergillaceae. Gene Ontology annotation, cellular component: nucleus.